This is a messenger RNA of Ostrea edulis (European flat oyster), 3267 nucleotides long. RefSeq lists its product as uncharacterized. The record is from RefSeq and is a predicted model, not a curated record. The transcript has 2 exons. Lineage: Eukaryota; Metazoa; Mollusca; Bivalvia; Ostreida; Ostreidae. Bases 258 to 2153 code for a protein of 631 amino acids.
AGAUUAUUUGAAUUCAAUAUCAAACAAUCCAGCUUAAUUGACCGAAGUUCUUUUGCUUAUAUUACUUUUGUGUUAUCACCUUGGUGGCUUUACCGUGGUACGACGUAUUCGUAUAACGCACACCAAGUACGACUUAACCAAACGGACCAAUACUUGCCUCUUCCGUUUCCGUCUACAAGCAGACAAGUCACGAAUUUUCACUAGACGAAGUGCAAUCUAUAUUAUCGACUACUUCUCCAUCCUUAUUUGCCACCAUCAUGCCACCCGUGCGAACCAGGGUGACAAGACUUUCAGAGGUGGAAAGAAACCGUCAAUUCGUGUCCCCAGCCCGGGGACGUGGGAGAAGACGUAGGCCAAACAGCGUGGCCACCGACUCCUCGAGGCCCAUACCUACGGCAUCCGCUGUUGUAAAUGCAGCGGGGGGAACCACACAAUCAGAGACUGACGACACUCAUGCCAUUCAGGACUUGCAGGCUAAUCCGUCAGGUUCAGCCACAGAUGCAAAGGGUGUGGUGGAGAUCAUCCAGCAUCAAAGUGCCGGGCAACAAAAUAAUUACCAAUCGUUGUAUACACUUGGGAAAACCCCCAUCAAUGUCGACCAACUUGCCCAUUACCUACACAAUUAUCGUGAUCAACCUUUUCUCAUUAGAGGCUUUCAAUCUGGUUUUAGUUUACAUUAUCAAGGGCCAAGGCGCCCAAGGGAUUCCAAUAAUCUAAAAAGCAUAGUACUAAAUCCUCAACUAGCUCAACAAAAAAUUCAGAAAGAAGUACUGCUCCAGCGAGUCGGGGGGCCUUUCGAUUCACCCCCCUUCCACUCGCUACAAGUUUCACCUUUAGGCUUAGUACCCAAAAAGGAUGGGGAUUUUCGGUUAAUACACCACCUAUCCUUCCCUGAGUAUGACUCUAUUAAUGAUUUCAUUGACCCAGCAGUUUGUUCUGUUCAUUACGCAUCCAUUGACGAUGCCGCUGCCAUCAUAUCCUUCUUGGGCCCUGGAACCUACUUAGCCAAAUCAGACAUUAAAUCGGCAUUUCGUCUAAUACCUGUUGCUCCCUCAGAUUUCGAACUGUUAGGUUUCAAGUUUCAGAACAAAUACUAUUACGAUAAAAUGCUACCAUUUGGGGCAUCAGUCAGCUGUGCAACCUGGGAAAGAUUUGCUUCGGCAUUACAUUGGAUAGUCCAAAAUAGGACACGUAAUCCAUCCAUUUUACACUAUCUUGAUGACUUCCUGUUCAUGGGCUCCGCAAAUUCAAACAAGUGUCAGGCUACUCUCUCAGAAUUCAAACACAUUUGCCAAGAUAUAGGUGUACCCAUUGCUCUCGAAAAAACUACAAACCCAACUACAACCCUUAUUUUCUUAGGUAUAGAACUAGACACAGUGAAUAUGAUCAUGCGACUCCCACAGGACAAGCUACUUUUGCUCAAACAGUGCAUUCAUGUCUUCCUUCACAGUAAAAAAGCUACUCUUAAAUCUUUUCAGUCACUCAUUGGGCUGCUAAAUUUUGCAUGUAAAACGGUAGCACCAGGGAGAGCCUUCUGCAGACGUUUAAUUGAUGCUACUAUGGGCACUACCAAAACACACCAUAAGAUCAGAAUCAAUUCUUCCAUCAAGGAAGACCUUAGAGUAUGGGAACAAUUCCUAGCAAACUUCAACGGCAUUUCGGUCAUUUCCUCUCCGACAUUGACAUCGGAUUCGUACUUGCAAUUAUACACAGAUAGCGCUGGGGGAACAAAAGGGGGGUUUGGCAUUUACUUUGCAGGUAGCUGGGCUCAUGCAAGCUGGCCGCACAGCUGGAGUCUUUCGGACAUAGUUAGGGACAUGACAUUCCUUGAGCUUUUCCCGGUAUAUGUAGCAAUCGUGCUAUGGUCGCCACAAUUGGCUAACAAACGUAUUCUUUUCCACAUAGAUAAUUCUGCUGUAGUCCAGGUUAUUAAUUCCGCUACUUCAAAAUCUCACAGGGUCAUGAAAAUUGUUCGAAAAUUGGUUCUCAUCACACUACAACACAACAUUACAAUCCAGGCGCAAUACAUACCCUCCAAACGCAACGUUAUAGCAGAUAGUAUUUCUCGUUCGCAGUGGAGAAGAUUUCGACAUCUCGCCCCCCACGCCGACCAGUGGCCAACCCAGCUACCCAACCAAAUAUGGGAUAUCUAAAGGUAGAAUCACAACGCCUCAUCAACAACGCCCUGUCUGAGAACUCCAACAAAGCUUACAAUUCGGCACUGAAGAAAUUCCAUGCAUUUGCCCAGAUUUUUGGCAUUGCCAUUUCCUGGCCGUUACCUUUAGAUAUAAUUUUAAACUUUAUCGCAUAUUUGUCGUUACAACAUAUGUCCCCAAAUACAGUUCAGUUAUACAUACGCGCAUUGGCAUAUUUUCAUAAAGUAAGGCAGGUAUCAGAUCCAACUGCCUCCUUCUUAGUCGCAAAAGCUCUACAAGGGUUGGCACGUGGCAACACAGCCCCAGAUACUCGGUACCCGAUUACCCUACCCAUUCUAGAAAAAUUGCUAGCGUAUUUACCUUUUGUGUGCACAUCCUCUUUCGAAUCUACACUCUUUGCUAGCGCCUUCUCACUGGCCUAUUUUGGUUUACUCCGAGUAGGCGAAUUCACUCUGGCAAACUCCUGCAAUAGCCGAUAUUCUCAUUGCAUUCAAUUUCAACAUGUUACUCUGGGGGAGGAAAGCAAACAUGUCACAUUCACUAUACCUCAUUCCAAAACCGACCAAACGGGCAAAAAAACCACUAUAUUCAUUCGGAGUCAGCCCCACUCGAUCGCAUGCCCAGUCCACAGUAUGCGCAAUUUCCUAGCAAUAAGGCCACACACCUCAGACACUCACUGUCUGUUCAUCCACAGUAAUGCUAUGCCUUUGACUAGAUUCCAAUUUAAUGCAGUACUGCAGAAAGCAAUUCAGGCUAUCGGUACACCAGGUCAUUUUGGUACCCAUAGUUUUCGAAUCGGUCGGGCCACUGACUUGGCUCUACAGGGUUUUUCCGACCAGCAAAUACAAACAUUUGGGAGAUGGAAGUCUUUAGCCUUUCAGAAAUACAUCCGCAUGUAAUGCCGCUUCGCAGCCCUCGGACCACUACAGGACACACAAUUUAAGUAAUGACACCCUUGCCAUCAAUACAUAACAAAUAAGUAACCAAACCAAAGAUAUUUCAGAUUGUUCAAUAUGGAUCCUCGGGUCUUCAAUCCCAUUUUGGGCAGGUCAGUCGACAUCAAACCGCACAGGCGGAAAAAACCUUGACUUGCCAGCCCACAUUCAUUGGC